AUGGAAGUACACGUUAAAGAUUCCAAAGAUGCCCUGAGUGACGCAUCCGGAUUGACGAGUAUAUUUAGUGAACCCAAUGAGCUCAGAGAAGCCGAGGGCGAAUGCGGGGAAUACGCGAACUUGAGUAAAAUCAACUCGCGAGUCAGUCACCGCAGCCAUCACAGCACAAUCACUGAUGAACCACCAAAUGGUGGUUUAACUGCAUGGCUUCAAGUGGUGGCUGCUUUCAUGUGUAACGUCAAUGCAUGGGGCAUCAUCAAUUCUUUCGGUGAAUUCCAAGACUACUACAGCAAGGAGCUUCUCGCUAACGAAGGCCCUUUCCGGAUCUCAUGGAUCGGCUGCUUGACGGCUGCUAUGACCUUCGCAGGAACAGUAUUUUUUGGAGCGCUCGUCGACAAGGGGUACCAGAGAAUAAUGCUACUUGUAGCGGCAGUCGCGCAGUCUUUUUCUCUUAUGAUGCUAUCCCUCUGUAAAAACUACUGGCAAGUGAUUCUUUGUCAAGGGUUGCUAUUCGGAACUGCUGCCUCUAUGUCAUUUUUGGUUGGAAUGGGAACGGUGACGCCUUGGUUCACUACGAAGAGACCUUUAGCUGUUGGGUGUGCCGUGCUCGGCUCUUCAGUCGGAGGCACAGUGUUCUCUGCCGCAGUGCAUAAAAUGCUCCCCGAAAUUGGGUUUGGGUGGUCGUUGCGAGUUUUAGGAUUCAUUGUUCUCGCAGUAGGUAUGGUUCCGGCCCUUGUCAUCAAACCUCGUUUACCACCUCGCAAGGGUGGUAGUUUGGUUGCAUUUGAGUGCCUCGAAGAGCCCAUUUUUCUGAUGUUUUGUCUUGGCAGUUUCCUAGCAUUUUCAGGUUUCUACCAGUUCUACUUUUACUUUCAGUCAUGGGCAACACACAUUGAUCCCACAUCAGAAGUCUUGCCUUACCUUACUGCUAUCAUGAAUGCUUGCUCCAUUGUAGGCCGGUUGGCACCUUCAGUCCUUGUCCAACGUAUCGGCGCAUAUAAUGUACUCAUGCUCACCGAGCUUUUAUCCGCUGCGUUGAGUUUCGCGUGGAUGGGGGCAAAGACACGAGGAAGUACUCUAACAGUUGGUAUCAUUUUUGCCAUGGUGAGCGGACCAAUUGUAGCAAUGCCACCAAUCAUUGUGUCCAUUUUAACGCCAAAUAUGAAUCGCAUCGGUGUUCGACUGAGCUUUGCCUUUCUUUGUAUCGGUGGAGGCUGCUUAAUUGGUGCACCCUUCACUGGUAUGCUCAUCCGUAAAUAUGGCUGGAUCUAUGGCCAGCUGUUUUGUGCGCUAACCUGGGUCUUGGGCUUGAUUUGCAUUUUCGGUAGUCGUUGCCUGUACACGAAAGGCAAACUUACUUGGAAAGCAUAA
Molecule: messenger RNA, 1371 nt
Organism: Wickerhamiella sorbophila
Lineage: Eukaryota; Fungi; Ascomycota; Dipodascomycetes; Dipodascales; Trichomonascaceae
Product: putative transporter MCH4
Exons: 1
Coding region: 1-1371 (456 amino acids)
Biological process (GO): transmembrane transport
Cellular component (GO): fungal-type vacuole membrane
Molecular function (GO): transmembrane transporter activity
Source: RefSeq, a predicted model, not a curated record